This is a messenger RNA of Adineta ricciae, 624 nucleotides long. The record is from the annotation of a GenBank genome assembly. NCBI's taxonomy places the organism in Eukaryota, Metazoa, Rotifera, Eurotatoria, Adinetida, Adinetidae.
AUGGUGGAGGAGAGCCCAGGUUAUUGUGGCACGAUCAGUUCCGGCCGGUUCCAGUCAUUUCCUGACCGUUUCCUGCAAACUUCGAGCUGGAAACGAUCAGGAACUGAUCGGAUAUUUCCUGUGCAAUUCCGGCCGGAAUCCGGCGGCAAGGAACCUGCAGGAAUCGGCGAAAACUGUGCCGGAAUUGGCUCAGAUUUCAACGGAUGCAGUCGCCGGAAUGAUCGACCUGGAGAAAAGAUGCCUGAAGAAAAUCUAAACAUGAAUGAUGUUCAGUUAGAAGAUGACGAAGAAAUAAACGAAAUGGUGUCGACACCAACAAAACAUGUUAUUCCAAUUCAAUUAUUAGUUGAAUAUGUGGAAUUCUUAUGUAUGGACGGAGUAAAUCCAAGAAUCGACUCGUUUGUUACGCCAAUUCUAGCGAAGAAAGUGAUAGAUUUUGUAUAUCUCCUCAAAGAUGGAAGAUCAUUGUCUGGUGAAGAAACAGAUACAAUCAUUCGAAAAUGGUUAAAAAACCAGAGUAGUGAAAAGGUGACAGCGGCCUUCAACAACCGAACGAAAACGGUCAAUGAAAUUAUCGAUUUACUUCAAAAUGAUUGUCAAUUGAACGAUUUGAUCGUGAAAUAA